Molecule: messenger RNA, 366 nt
Organism: Macrosiphum euphorbiae (potato aphid)
Lineage: Eukaryota; Metazoa; Arthropoda; Insecta; Hemiptera; Aphididae
Source: the annotation of a GenBank genome assembly
AUGCAAUUUGUUGGAAAGAAUGGAAAAGCAGUUAGAGUACCAACACUUAAAAAUUGGUCAACAACAAUAAGAGGUUUUCAAACACUGUCGAAAAUUCUUUGGAAUAAAGGAAUAAAAUCAUUACUCCCAAGACAUCUGAAUCAAGAUUCAUUGGAAUGUUUCUUUGGUGCUAUAAGAAGUGUUGGGUGUUCAAAACCAACUUGCAGUAUAUUCAUUUCAUCGUAUAAAACUUUACUUCUCAACAAUUUGGUGUCCUCGCAUUCUCUGGGAGCAAACUGCGAAGAUUUCAAUGAAGACAGUCUGAUGAGUUAUAAACAUUUAUUUUCAUUUCAACAAGAAGAAUAUCCUAAGCCAACUUCCACAUAA